Dalotia coriaria is the source of this 1303-nucleotide messenger RNA. RefSeq names its product pancreatic lipase-related protein 2-like. Gene Ontology annotation, biological process: lipid catabolic process. Bases 236 to 1228 code for a protein of 330 amino acids. NCBI's taxonomy places the organism in Eukaryota, Metazoa, Arthropoda, Insecta, Coleoptera, Staphylinidae. The transcript is spliced from 6 exons. The record is from RefSeq and is a predicted model, not a curated record. Gene Ontology annotation, molecular function: lipase activity.
UGAGUUGCGGAUGAUGCACAGCGUGAAUAUCAGUUCAUCGUCAAGAGAUUGUGCAUCAACACCAAACAUAAUUGUUUCAAUUUUUGAUAAUAUAAAACAAUAAGAAGCAAAAAUGCGAGUUAUUUUAAAUUAAAAUUUAAUAUUUUGAAAUUUUAAUGUUUAUGAAAUCUAAAAGAGUACAAAUUUAAUUAUUUUUGGGGAAAUUGUGGAAGUUUUAAAAGUUUGUUAAAUUUUUAUGUGCGUCAUGAGUGCAACAGCAGCUGCAGUGGGAUUAUUAGUAGCUGGGACUGUUAUUGCUGUUACUGUGUACAAUCAGAAUCAAGCCAACACUCAGCUGGCGGACGCGAGAGGUGUGAACUUCACCGCGCUCAUGGAUCCCAAAGGACCUAACGUGCAGUUUAUUUUAUUCACAAAUGGUAACAAUGGAUUUAAUCUCAAAGUUGGCGAUUAUCAAGGUUUUGAAAAUUCUGGAUUCAAUAUAACCCAUCCGACUAAAAUAAUCAUACAUGGUUACUUGAGUUCUAUCCGAGAUGAAGUGUUUUACUUAAUGAAAGACGUGUAUUUAUCAACUGGUGACUACAAUAUAAUCGGCAUGGACUGGAGCGCCCUCUGUGAUUUCGAAUACUUCUCAGCGAUGCGCGGCGCGCAAAUGGCCGGCGACGCGCUAACCGCAUUCAUAAACUUCUUAAUCCGCACGGGCGUACAAUAUGCAGAUAUCCAUGUAAUCGGGCAUAGUUUAGGCGCUCAUGUGGCUGGCACAGGCGCAGAUGCAAUCCAAGGCGGUAAAGUAGGCCGCAUCACAGGUUUGGAUCCAGCUGGACCAGGUUACGGUGCUAUGCCACCUAACCUCAAACUUGAUCCAGGCGACGCUCAACUUGUCGACGUCAUUCACACGUACAUGCGCAUUUUAAGCCUUGCUGAACCUUUGGGACACGUGGAUUUCUAUCCGAAUGGUGGGAGAUUCCAACCUGGAUGCCCGGAGUUGUUAGAUAUUUGGAAAGUGCCUGAAAGUAUAAAUUGUAAUCAUGGCCGUGCUUAUGUGUACUUCAUCGAGAGUAUCCUGAAUCCAAGGUCAUUCAAGGCACAAAAAUGCGCAAAUGUUCAGGAGGCCAUCUAUAGUCGAUGUUUUGAAGAAUCUGAAGUCUUCAUGGGGCACGAGGAAACAUACACUAAUGGCUUGUACUACGUGAAAACCAACCUCAAGCCGCCAUUUUCUCUAUCAGCAUAACCAAAAACACUCAAAAUAUAUAAAAUAUAAACGUUUUGUUUGAUUUAAAUAACAGAAAACUUCAACUUAAGUCUA